CGGAAACUUCCUUUUGAUCGUCAGAGAGAACGCUAAAACGGUGAGUAGCAGACCAACGAACAGAAGAGUCCCCAAAUCAGAGGUUCGAAUUAGGGUUUUCCUCUCCCGAGCUAGAAUCGCAAGUCGAAGGUCAAGAACAAGGAAUGGUGUGCGACAAGUGUGAGAAGAAGCUUUCGAAGGUGAUAGUGCCGGACAAGUGGAAGGAAGGUGCCAGUAACACCACCGAAGGCGGUGGCCGGAAAAUCAACGAGAACAAGCUCCUCUCCAAGAAGAAAAGGUGGACUCCGUAUGGAACUACCAAGUGCAUCAUUUGCAAGCAGCAAGUACACCAGGAUGGCAAAUACUGUCACACGUGUGCUUACUCCAAAGGAGUUUGUGCGAUGUGCGGGAAGCAAGUACUUGAUACCAAGCUUUACAAACAAAGCAAUGUAUAAGGCAAAUCAGAUGUUUGGUUGACACACUCUAUAUGGUGUGAUGACUCGUAGAAAACUUGUUGAUUUCUUAUGAAUCAUACUCAUCCCGGACCCCUGGGCAUCAAGCGAGAGGAUUUACCGUAUUUGUAAUUUUCGGAUGUGAAUGUUAAUCUUUAGUCUUUUGAUCAUUUAAAUCUAGUAAAAAGGCUUAGCUUGUGAACUUUUGAAUGCAAGUUGUAAGAUUUGGUCCGAAUGCCAUAUGACAUUUUUCUUCCUGCGCA
Molecule: messenger RNA, 694 nt
Organism: Pyrus x bretschneideri (Chinese white pear)
Lineage: Eukaryota; Viridiplantae; Streptophyta; Magnoliopsida; Rosales; Rosaceae
Product: cysteine-rich PDZ-binding protein
Exons: 4
Coding region: 144-434 (96 amino acids)
Biological process (GO): cytoplasmic microtubule organization
Molecular function (GO): microtubule binding
Source: RefSeq, a predicted model, not a curated record